CGUCUUGGAUCACAAAUAGGGAUGCAGGGCGCAUGCGCAGUGCGCUCCGUUUACUGUAGGAUAUUCACCGUUGAGGAAAAAAGGGGGCAGGCACCAAAUCGGGCUUUUUAAAACAGCAAAAAGCCGACUUGUGCCAUGUAAAUAACCGACGGGAGAGACACGAAAUUGGAUUAUCAACAGGGAUUUCUUAUAGGUGUGAUGAGACAAAGGAACAAAGGAUGCCUUAGAGGAGAGGUUGCCUAUAUGCCUGGAAACCUCUUCAAAGCACACCGCCAAAUGGAUCUAACGUCUACCCCUGCCACCUCUAGAUCAUGAUACUUGGCUGAAGCUAUUCCGCUAUCUUUAUGAUCCCUCCUCCAUCUAUGGCGAACUAUAGCCAUGCAGGGGACCACACCAUCUUGCAGAAUGUCUCUCCUCUUGCCACGUUCCUCAAACUGACCUCUCUGGGUUUCAUCAUCGGAGUCGGUGUGGUAGGGAACCUCCUGAUCUCCAUCUUGCUGGUCAAAGACAAGAGUCUGCACCGAGCGCCCUAUUAUUUUCUGUUGGAUCUGUGCGCCUCUGACAUCCUGCGCUCUGCCAUCUGCUUCCCCUUUGUCUUCACCUCAGUAAAGAAUGGAUCUGCCUGGACCUACGGGACGCUGACCUGCAAAGUGAUUGCCUUCCUGGGUGUGCUUUCCUGUUUCCACACAGCAUUCAUGCUGUUCUGUGUCAGCGUCACCCGCUACCUGGCCAUUGCUCAUCACCGUUUCUACACCAAGAGGCUGACUUUCUGGACCUGUCUCGCGGUCAUCUGCAUGGUGUGGACGUUGUCGGUGGCUAUGGCGUUCCCGCCGGUGCUCGACGUAGGGACGUACUCUUUCAUCCGGGAGGAGGACCAGUGCACGUUUCAGCACCGAUCCUUCAGGGCGAAUGAUUCACUGGGUUUCAUGCUACUGCUGGCGCUCAUCCUCCUGGCCACGCAGCUGGUUUACCUCAAACUCAUCUUCUUCGUCCACGACCGCCGAAAGAUGAAGCCUGUCCAGUUCGUGCCUGCCGUUAGCCAGAACUGGACCUUCCACGGGCCCGGCGCUAGUGGACAGGCGGCGGCCAACUGGCUGGCCGGGUUCGGUCGAGGCCCCACCCCGCCUACUUUGCUGGGCAUCCGACAGAACAGCAAUGCAGCGGGCCGCCGGCGUCUACUUGUAUUGGAUGAAUUCAAAACGGAGAAGAGGAUUAGUAGGAUGUUCUACAUCAUGACGUUUUUCUUCCUGGCUCUGUGGGGCCCGUACCUGGUGGCCUGCUACUGGCGGGUGUUUGCGAGGGGCCCCGUGGUCCCUGGAGGCUACCUGACAGCAGCCGUGUGGAUGAGCUUUGCCCAGGCUGGGGUCAACCCUUUUAUCUGCAUCUUCUCCAACAGGGAGCUUCGGCGCUGCUUCAGCACUACACUCCUCUACUGCAGAAAAUCCAGGUUACCAAGGGAACCCUACUGCGUUAUAUGAUGGUUUUACUGUGUUUUUUUUCCCCCUCAUCUUUGUCUCUAUUACCCUGAUUGAUCUUGAUCGGGGCUUGUUCCCGUUGUACAGCGCACUGUCUCUUUCUGUCUCCUCUCUCUUCAUCCUCCAGCCUUCUCUGGUUCCUCCUUCUCCGCGCCCUUCUGCUCAGUAGUGGAGGGUGGACUGCCAAUCAUGAAAAUGAAAAAGUCUAUCAAACACGGAGGCUGAAGGGAAUGGGAAUAUGCAGGAGGCGUGGAUCCCCUCCUGUGUUUAUGUUCUAGUAAACAUAUAUUGUGGAAGGCCAUGCCAAUGCAGAGAAGCAAAAAGUUAAAAGAAAAAAAAAAAAGGACAAAACAAUUAAAAGAAAAACCUCUUGCUUUGGAUAUUUUGAAGAUGCGUUACUCUGUGAUGUGUUAACUACAUAAAAAAAGGAAAAAAAAGAAAAAAAAAUGAACAAAGAAACGAUACCUCUCAAGGAAUCACUGGAAAUGUUUUACAUUUUAAGAGUUGCACUAAAAAGAAGAUGUAAAGAUGCUUUUUUUUCUUUGUUUGUUUUUGAUCGAAGGUUGCCAGCUGCAUUGCAAGGACAACUUUUCUUUCAGCCCCCCCCCCCCCCCCAAACUAAACUAAACACUGAAUGCUUUAAUUUGCAACAGACUACAGAACCGCUGUAAGUAAAGCAAAACUCGGUGACUAUUGGGAUACCACCUUCACAAGAGGAUGAAAUGGUUUUAAUGUAAGUGAUAUUUCUUUUUUUUUCCCAUUUCCUGGGUGAGGGGUUGAUGAUGGGGGAGGAAGGGGGGGUUUACAAUGUGUGGUUUUGAAGUUGCAACUUAAAACUAGAAAUUAUUUCUUGUAGUUUUACUAUCCACAUGUCCCUGGUGUCUGGCAUUGUUACUUUCUUAACACGUUUUACAAAAAAAAGAGGGGAAAAAAAGACAAAAGUGAUGUAUGGAUUUGAAAAAAAAAAGUCGAUUUUAAAAACAACCUUGUGCUUAAAAAAGACAUUGAAGAAGUAGUUAAAUGUUUCAUCAUAUCCAUGUACCUGAACAUGAUCAUAUUGUUACAGUAUUGCUGAUACCAUUCCGGGUGUUCUUGCCUUAAUGGUUAUGAUAUUGUUAUGUUUAUUGGUUGUUUUAUUUUUAUUCACUCCUAAAAAGUUGGAUUUUUUUUCUUACGUUUCAAGGGGGAUAUUUUCUCUUUGUCACAUCAGCGUGAAGUGCAUGUCCAUUUUUAAAAGCUGUUCCACUCCCAUGAGCAUCACAGGCCAUAACACUGAGCAGCCCAAUCUUUUUUGUAUUUUUUCUGUUUCUGCAAUGGUUUGCUACACCCCACAGAGUGCCCAGAGCACAGGGAGAGUGUAGGUGUGUGUUUCAGUGGAUGCGUGUGUGUGUGUGUGUGUGUGUGUGUGUGUGUGUGUGUGUGCGCGUGCGUGUGUGUGUGAUACAGUGCAAAUGAGUGUGGAUCAGACAACAGUCACUUCAAGACCAGAGCCUUAGUAUGAAAUCUUGCACAAUUUGUAAAAAAUGUAAAAGUAAAAAAAAAAAAAAAAAAAAAAGAAACAAAAAAGGACAUUUAAGGCACACCGUCUUGUUUCUACUUUCCCUACAUUUGCUCUCUACUGAUUGUUUUCAAUGACUUACUUUUUUCUCUCUUGUGGCCAUUUUAAUAUUUAUUAUGCAUUCAUUUUUGUAUAUUAUAGAUAGAUCGUGUGUAAGUAUGUGAGUCUUUCAUUUUGAAGUCCCGAAUGUGAGUACAACUUCAGUUAGGAUUGCAUUUGCUGAAAGUUAACUGUGUAAUCUGUUGCUUUUUGGAAAUAAAAAGUUUCAAUUUUGCAA
Molecule: messenger RNA, 3310 nt
Organism: Cololabis saira (Pacific saury)
Lineage: Eukaryota; Metazoa; Chordata; Actinopteri; Beloniformes; Belonidae
Gene: gpr85
Product: G protein-coupled receptor 85
Exons: 2
Coding region: 345-1478 (377 amino acids)
Biological process (GO): G protein-coupled receptor signaling pathway
Cellular component (GO): plasma membrane
Molecular function (GO): G protein-coupled receptor activity
Source: RefSeq, a predicted model, not a curated record